AUGACAACCGUGGACGAGCUUCGCAAGGCUGGCGCUCAGAAGAAGGGUAUCUUAGUAUACAUUCGGGAGAACUCGGUUGGUGACUAUGAGGCCCGUGUGGGCAAACGAGAGACCCGCGUGCACAACGAGUCCGCUAAAGUCAAAGGGGCGCCCCAAGCAAAACCUAAAGCUGUCAAGGCCAAACGGAAGCUAAUAACGACGCUGGUACAAGACGACAUGGAGAUGACCAGUAAAAAGAUGAAUCUCGCGAGAAACUGGAUUAGCGACGAGAUGCAACUGGUCGUGGAAAAAUUGUUUUCCUCAGAUCACAGUAUUGUCAUGUUUGACUCAGCCACGCUUGGCGUUGAAGUGGAUGAAUCAGUAUCUACCAGCUCCGCGACUAUUCAAGCGAAGCUGUCAAGCUUAUCCAACGAGAAGGUUUUUAUCCCAGUAAAUUGUGCACACAACCAUUGGUGCUCCAUUACGCUGAACCUGGCUGAUAAGCAAGCCUACAUCUACGAUAGCAACGCAUCGUCGUAUCUUGUUAGCGUUCGAUCCGUGGCUCAGAAAAUAAUAGCGCUUCUUCCGGGGACUGUUGGACAUGGCAUUCGUGUGCGCAAUUUCGAAUCGGGACUAGGAGUCCAGACAGACAACUACAACUGCGGUAUUUACGUUCUUAUUGCGUUCGAAAACUUUUGUGGUGCCGAUCAAGUCGGGCUUCUCGACAAGAAGACGUUGCAAUGCAUGAGAUACCGCUACCUGCGCUUAUGUUUCUAG
Messenger RNA from Phytophthora infestans T30-4, 756 nucleotides. RefSeq names its product cysteine protease family C48, putative. Gene Ontology annotation, biological process: proteolysis. The transcript is spliced from 5 exons. Lineage: Eukaryota; Oomycota; Peronosporomycetes; Peronosporales; Peronosporaceae. Gene Ontology annotation, molecular function: cysteine-type peptidase activity. The coding region runs from base 1 to 756 and encodes 251 amino acids. The record is from RefSeq and is a predicted model, not a curated record.